GAUAUGGAAAGACACCCCAGUGUCAUCAGCAUGGAGCAGGAGAAGGACACCAACACAUCUGCUUGGAGCCACUUGCCCUUGGAGGGUAGAAGAAACCACCACGGACUUAUCCAGUGCUGUAAUGUUGAGCAAAUACACGGCGGGGGAUGGGAGGGAAAGAGGCGCGAAUGAUUCAUGUCCUGUGGAGCAAGGCAGAUCUGAAGAGGCAAAGGUGGUGAGGAGCAGGCUGAUAUGCCAGGACCAUGGUGACACCCGAGCCUGUGCCAUGGACCAUGUCUGAUCUGUGGCCCUGCUGCAGCCACAGUCUGUGUUGAUUUCCCGGGCUCCUGCUACCAUCAAAGGCUAUGAGAAUCGGGCUGUACAGAGUUGGUCUUGUCCCUCGCUGGCUGCAGCACUCAGGAGAGCAGGCCCUGCACCUCACCACAGCAGAGCGGAUCCUGGUGGUGGGAUUCCAGGUCUGGGGGCAAAGUCAUCAUGGAGAAGACUUGGCAGCAGGCAGAGAAGGCAUGGUGGCAGGAACAGAAGAGAGCUGAUCACAUGUACUGCACAGAGGAAGCAGAGAGAAAACAGCACCCUCAGUGAUCCCUCAAAGCCCACUCCCACUGAUCAUUUCCUCCAGCAAGGUGCCACCUCCUAAAGAAUCUGCAAUUCUCCCACAAGUGCCGAGAAGUCAUGCACAUGAACACAUGGGGACAUUCAUAUACAACCCACAAGAGAUACGACAGCCAAAGAAGGGACACAGAAGCUGGGCGGAUCAAAACAUGAACCAGUACACAGAGCCUGUUACAAAGCAUUUUGCUCUGUCCUUAAGAGACAAAUGAUACGAAUCAAAGUCCACAGCCUUGAUCAAUCUUUGGUUUGGUACGCCAACAUGAAAAUAAGAUUCGCUUGUUAAAGUUUUACAGGUUGACCUGGUAGUCCCAUCCACUUGUCUCCAUGAAUCCCAGGCUCUAAAUCCCAAAAUGCUUGUCAAGAAGAAUAGCACUAAUGUGGAAAAAAAAAAAAAGUGAAGAACUUUCAGCAUGGAGCCGUGACAUUCAAAGCAGACAUCUUAAAUUUUUUCCAUGAGAGGAAUGGGGAAAAAAGAAAGGCUUCAAGUCCAAGCAACUCACAUAAGUCAUAUUGAAGGCAAAGUAGUCAUGUCUGUUACAGACUUCGCCAACGCCGAGGAAGACCUAGCCUUACGCGGUGGCCCAGAGCAGCAGAGGACAGGGAGACAUUCCAGGUGUCUCCAAGCUGGCAUUUGCUUGCUUCUGGUGGAACUGUGUGGGAAGUUUGCCUUCUUUGAAGUCAUCUGCAACAUGAUCCCCUUUUGCACAGUCAAGCUUGGCUACUACAACCACCAGGCAGCCAUUCUUAACCUGUGCUUUGUUGGCGCCUCAGUCCUCAGCCCUGGGUUUGUUGGGUGGAUGGCAGACAACUACGUUGGAAGGAGCAAACUGCUGCAUAUAUCCUUACUGCUACAUUUUCUAGGCACUGCUUUGUUAUCCAUGAUUGCUUUCCCCUUGGAAGAUUUUUACGGAAGCUCUUACCCUGUGGUCAACCACGUGCCUGUGGAAGAACGGGCAGGAAUGUUUCACACAGCACUGCUGACCCUCUGCCUGGGCACAGGAGGAAUAAUGGUUGUCAUCUGUCCAUCUGAUGCUUACAACCCUCAGGAACACGAAUCCAAGAAGCCAAGGUCUUUUUUUAACUGGGUCUCCUGGUCUACGAACCUGAAUGUAGCGGUUGUCUUUCUGGGAAUUGCAUGCAUCCAGCACUCUGGGGCUGGGGCCGUUGUGGUUCUGCUUCCUUCUCUGUCUGUGUUCAUGGCCCUGGUAGCUCUGUACAUGAGGCACUAUGACCUGAUCCAUCAACCAGAGAAACGUUGCUCCCUCCUGACUGUCUCCGGCGUGGUUGUUACCGCCCUGAAAAAAUGCUUCCUGCCAUACUGCCACCUUGGGCGAGAUGGAACAAGUCGGUCAGACCGUGCCAUGCAAAUACACGGUGGACACCGCAGAGAACUCCAGGAGGAAGACACAGAACUUGUCUUCUCCGCCCUUUGGCCUCUCUUCGGUUCCCAGCUUGUAUACAGAAUGUGCCUUAUGCAGAUCCCUUCAGGAUAUUAUCUUCAGACCAUGAAUUCCAACCGGAACUUGGGUGGAUUUCCUCUGCCAAUUGCACUAAUGAAUGCCAUCAGCAUACUGCCAGUGUUAAUUCUGCCUCCCUUGAUAGAUUACUUCAGCAACUGUCUACUUCCCUCUAAGAGAGACGGACCGUUUCUGUCAGCAUGCAUUAUUGCUGGUAACAGUUGUGCAGCCUUGUCUGUGGUCAUAGCCGGCUUCCUAGAAAUACACAGAAAACUCACCUGGGAGCCGUCUCCUUCAGGCACAGGUUUCUCUGUUUCUUCACUGGCCUGUGGCUCUCUGGUUCCUCAGUAUGUUCUGCUUGGAGUGUCUGAAGCCCUGGUAAACCCAGCGGUCUCUAUGGCAAUACACAGAUUCAUUCCAAGCACCUUCAGAGGAACUUCCAUGAAUUUUUUGACGCUGUCUCAUGGAUUUGCCUGUUUCACAGGGGCACUGCUGGUGGAGUUGGUUUAUCUCAUCUCAAAAGGCAAUUGGUUUCCAAACACAUUAAACAAAGGCAAUUUAGAAGGCUUCUUCUUCGUGCUGGCAUCCUUGACGCUGCUGAAUGUCCUGGGAUUCUGGAGGGCUUCACGGGGUUUUAGAUACUGUAAUCUAAAUCAUUGUAAAGCCCAGAGCAUCAGUGGAAGAAAUCAUGAAGAAACUCUUCUCUGUGAAAAGUCUCUGAAGUUUUAUGGCAGUAUGCUGGAAGCAUCGUCAAGUAUUGAUCUUUGGGAGACAGCCCUAUGAAACUGGAUUUGACUCUGACUGGUGAGCCCACUAGUCAUUAUUUCCUUCUUCAGCCAAACACUUUAUAGAUAUUAUCGGGAAAGUCAACAUAAAAGAAAGCCACCAUGGAUGCUAUCUACAUAUGUUAGUUACCAGAACAAUCAUG
Molecule: messenger RNA, 2997 nt
Organism: Alexandromys fortis (reed vole)
Lineage: Eukaryota; Metazoa; Chordata; Mammalia; Rodentia; Cricetidae
Gene: Slc15a5
Product: solute carrier family 15 member 5
Exons: 11
Coding region: 1065-2852 (595 amino acids)
Biological process (GO): transmembrane transport
Cellular component (GO): membrane
Molecular function (GO): transmembrane transporter activity
Source: RefSeq, a predicted model, not a curated record